Messenger RNA from Lactuca virosa, 1502 nucleotides. NCBI's taxonomy places the organism in Eukaryota, Viridiplantae, Streptophyta, Magnoliopsida, Asterales, Asteraceae. The record is from the annotation of a GenBank genome assembly.
UUUAGUAGAGUAGUUGCAGAGUUGUUGCAAUUUCAACAUUUAUAUCAAGAUAAUGAUAAUCCCACAAGAUUAACACUUACUUAUACACCACCAUUACUCACUAACCAAUUUUCAUCCAUAAAAAUCAUGAAAGCGAAGGACUCACCAAAAACUACAUGGAAACCCUACUGCUGUUCGGCUGAAAACAAGGUUUUUCACAGCUUCAGCCGUUGCAGACCCUCAAAAUCGGAAUUCUCGAAAAAUGUAGCCCCAUCACCUUCUUUCAGACGCAUGUCUUUCUCAGAUCUAAGCAGGUCGUCUUCUAUGCGUCUUAAUGAAGACAUACAGAGCUUCGGACCAGACUUGUUUGAUUUUAAACUGAGUGAGCUCCGAGGUGUAACUCAGAAUUUCUCGAGUAAUUUUUUGCUGGGUGAAGGAGGGUUCGGGAAGGUGCAUAAGGGUUAUGUCGAUGAAACCAUGAGAUCCGGGUUGAAACCUCAACCCGUUGCUGUUAAGCUUCUUGAUAUUGAAGGAUUACAAGGUCAUCGAGAAUGGCUUGCGGAGGUGAUAUUUCUGGGUCAACUACGGCAUCCUAAUCUGGUGAAAUUGAUUGGAUAUUGUUGUGAAGAAGAAGAGAGGCUUCUUGUUUACGAAUUUAUGCCUCGUGGAAGUUUGGAGAAUCAUUUGUUCAAGAGGAUUUCGGUUUGUUUGGCAUGGGGGAUUAGGAUAAGAAUUGCAAUAGGCGCGGCUAAAGGUCUUGCGUUCUUGCAUGGUGCUGAAAGCCCUGUUAUAUAUCGUGACUUCAAAACAUCCAACAUCUUACUUGAUUCCGAUUUUAAUGCGAAAUUAUCUGAUUUUGGGCUAGCAACAAUGGGUCCAGAAGGGUCGAACACUCAUGUUACGACUAGAGUUAUGGGCACCUAUGGAUAUGCUGCCCCUGAAUAUGUUAACACUGGGCACUUAACCACAAAGAGUGACAUUUACAGCUUUGGAGUGGUGUUGUUAGAACUAUUGACAGGAAGAAGGGCAAUGGAUAAAAAGAGACCAAAAAGCGAACAAUAUCUUGUUGACUUUGCAAGGCCGUAUUUGACUAGCAGCCGAAGGGUGCGUGCAAUAAUUGACCCAAGGUUGGGGGGACAAUAUUCGGUUAAAGGAGCCAAAGAGGUUGCCCUUUUGGCCUUAUAUUGUGUGAGUUUGAACCCUAAAGAUAGGCCCAAAAUGCCUGUGAUCAUUGAGACCCUUGAAGGAGUUAAGAAUUUGAAAGAUAUGGCUAUUAGUUCUGGACAGUGGGCCCCACCGCCUACACAGAAGACAGCAAGAAAUGCGGUUUAUAUGCCCAAAGAAAGCAAAGAUAUGAAUGGAGGAGGUCGGAUUUAUUGGAAACAAACUCCUGUCAAGACAGUCAGCACUAAGGGUUAGUGAAUUGGGAUCAAGAUUCAGAUAUUAUGUAAAUGAUAAAACGCAUAUAUGUACAUAAAUUUAGAUGAAUAAGUGGUCAUGUAUAUAUAUAAGUGCUUUGUGUG